AUGAAAGGUAAAAAAGCGAAAAAGUCAAUCCCUCUCGAAGGAUUCUACCAGCCGUACGACCCUCCCGGAUUUAUCCCUCAAUCAAAACCACCACAACAUUCUCAAUUCGUUCACCCGGGUAGUAUUCCUGCUCUCAACUGUCAGAGUCAUAGCUCUUCUCAACAUUACGGUGGAUAUAUGCAUCAUUACUAUAAUCAAGGUUCCCCGGCCGCACCGAAUCCCUUCAUUCAUCCUCAACAUCAAACCAAUCAACCUGCUCAAGCUUCUCAACACCCACAACCACAACCUUCAUUCAACACUUCCCAUCCCCAUCCUUCUCAAAUCUCCGUCGUUCAUCAAAAUUAUUCACCUUAUACCCAACAAUCUUCCUUGUCUUUCUCUAAUCACACAGCAUUCGACCCUUACAGCCAGUAUGUCAAUCACGUGUAUCACCCCAAUCCAACAUAUGACCAGAUCGGGAUUCGACAAUAUCUAGAAGCAGCGGAAACGCGUUUCGAAUGUGCUGAAUGCGAUAAGCGAAGGAAGGAUGAUAAACGUGCAGGAUGGUGCGAUCAGUGUGGGAAAUUUACUAAGACCAUCAAAAUUAGUGGACUCUAA
This is a messenger RNA of Kwoniella mangroviensis CBS 8507, 597 nucleotides long. RefSeq lists its product as uncharacterized. NCBI's taxonomy places the organism in Eukaryota, Fungi, Basidiomycota, Tremellomycetes, Tremellales, Cryptococcaceae. The record is from RefSeq and is a predicted model, not a curated record. Bases 1 to 597 code for a protein of 198 amino acids. The transcript has a single exon.